UGGUAUACAAACAAUUGAUAAUAUCUUGUCGAUAUAUGUAAAUCAUAUGAUUUUACAGAUAUGCUAAUACUUUAAGAUAAAACGAAUAAAUACACAUUUUAAAGUACACACAUACCGAUUAUUUCCUAUAUGUGUAGUAACAACAUUUAUAUUGUUUUGAUUAUUUUACGCUUCACGCAGAGACAGUUACGAUGAAAGAACUAAAAUAAGUGGAUUUGUAACUAUAACAUUAAUCAAGCAACAAAAUGCCGUCUGCUGAAGUAGAGAUCGUAGUAGAAAACACGUGCCCCGGAAGUUUAAACGCUGCAGACGACGAUGUUUGCUUGUUGGCUGAGUCAGCACCCAACGAUAAGAAAAAAGAUACACGUGUUGAAAUGUCUAUGAGAGAAGCAGAGAAGUUAAUAACCUACCUCAACGACGCAUCUGAUCUCUUAUCUACCCGUGUAGAUGAACUGCAUUACAUGGAGAUGCAAAAUAAAUCACCAACGUUACAAAACCGCCGAUGUACAAGACUGAAGUCAAUAUUUUCAAGGAUAGUGAGUAAGUUUACAGGAUCUAAAGGAAUAUCUGCGACAGUUAUUUUACAGUUGGUCUGCCUGAUUAUGCUUACACUAGUUGACACUUUGCCGAAAAAUGACGAUGACAAACAAAUGGCAUUACAAUACGGGUCCAUCGCCAUGUUGUUAUUGCAGACGAUAAACCUGGUUGUUGUUAUUCUAAUCUCAGUACAGUUGCUCAGUCAAAUUCAGAAAAGGGAGGUCACUAGAAUUCUACUAGCGCAGUCCUACAUAGCUACCGUACUUUUAUUUUCGGGCAUUUACACCGCCUCGUACAGAAUGGCUCCGAAGUCAUGGAAAUUUGUAUCUGAUCCUCGGGAGAAUUCCAGUCCCGUUAUGAUAGUAAACUUAUACACAAGAUUCCUCUUCUACUCCGUCUCCACGGCAACGCUUUGUGGUAAACUUUUAUUUUGCUUUGUUGGCUGUAAGCCUAUCAAUUUGUAA
This is a messenger RNA of Ruditapes philippinarum (Manila clam), 1001 nucleotides long. RefSeq lists its product as uncharacterized. NCBI's taxonomy places the organism in Eukaryota, Metazoa, Mollusca, Bivalvia, Venerida, Veneridae. The record is from RefSeq and is a predicted model, not a curated record. The transcript has 8 exons. Bases 246 to 1001 code for a protein of 251 amino acids.